Messenger RNA from Anoplopoma fimbria (sablefish), 2353 nucleotides. Its product is annotated as cytochrome P450 3A30-like. The transcript has 14 exons. The record is from RefSeq and is a predicted model, not a curated record. The coding region runs from base 21 to 1562 and encodes 513 amino acids. Gene Ontology annotation, molecular function: steroid hydroxylase activity; iron ion binding; heme binding. Lineage: Eukaryota; Metazoa; Chordata; Actinopteri; Perciformes; Anoplopomatidae.
ACAAGUGAGGUCACUCCAACAUGGCAGAGCAAGAGAGAACCAUGAGCUUUCUUCCUUUCUUCUCUGUGGAAACAUGGAUUCUACUUAUCGCAUUUAUCUGCAUUUUUGUCAUAUAUGGCAAAUCUACUCAUGGAAUAUUUGAGAAGUUGGGGAUACCAGGUCCCAAGCCGUACAUGUACCUGGGCACUGCGGGCCGGCACCACCGAGUUUUCUACGAGGAUGAUAAACUAAGUGCUCAGAAGUAUGGGAGAGUAUGGGGAAUUUAUGAAUUCAAGAAGCCAAUCCUGGCUGUGAUGGACCCCGAGAUGCUGAAAACCAUCCUGGUGAAGGACUGCUUCACUUACUUUACCAACCGGAGGAAUAUCCGUCUGAAUGGGGAUUUAUAUGAUGCAGUGUCUGUUGUUGAGGACGAUCAUUGGAGACGGAUUCGUAACAUCCUCACACCCUUCUUCACCUCUGGCCGUUUAAAGGAGAUGUUUAACAUCAUGAAACAUCAUUCCAGCAAACUGACAGCCAGCCUUCAGUCCAAGGCGCACAAUAAUGAAGUUAUUACUGUAAAAAACUUCUUUGGACCUUACAGUAUAGAUGUGUUGGCGAGCUGUUCAUUCAGCGUGGAUGUGGACUCCAUCAACAACCCCUCAAGUCCCCUCGUCUACCAUGCCUCCAAGAUGUUCAGAUUCCCCGUGUCUGUGUUACUUCUCCAAGGGUUUUUCCCUGUACUUCUUCCUCUAUUUGAACUGAUGGGUCUCUCCAUAUUCUCCAGGACCUCUACUGCGUACUUUAAAACGGUUCUGGAUAAGAUCAGAGCAGAACGCGCUAAGAGCUCCAACCAGAAUUUUAGAGAUAUCCUUCAAAUUAUGAUCAACUCUCAGACUGCUAAGGAACCCGUUAAAGAAAAGCAGAACAAGGGUCUCACUGAUCAUGAGAUCCUAUCUCAAGCCACAAUAUUUUUGUUCGCUGGUUAUGAGACGAGUGCCACCACUCUCGUUUUCUUGGCCUAUAAUUUGGCAAGAAAUCCUGAAAUCAUGAAACGCCUGCAAGAAGAGAUAGACUGCACUUUCCCUAAUAAGGGUGCAGUCCAAUAUGAAGAUCUGGUGCAGAUGGAGUACCUAGACAGUGUUGUCAAUGAAACUCUGAGGCUUUACCCUGCAGCUGCACGUCUGGAACGAGUUGCCAAAGAAACGGUCAAGGUCGGUGGAAUCACAAUCCCAAAGGAUAUGAUUGUUAUGGUUCCAGUCUACGCUCUUCACCGAGACCCUGAGCUGUGGCCGGAGCCAGAGGAGUUCAAACCUGACAGGUUUAGUAAGCAGAACAAGCAGAGCAUCAACCCGUAUACCUACCUGCCAUUUGGGGUCGGACCAAGGAACUGUAUGGGGAUGCGAUUUGCUCUGGUGAUGAUCAAACUGGCCUUGGUGGAAGUUUUGCAGAACUACAGCUUCUGCGUCUGCGGAGAGACAGAGAUCCCUUUGACGCUGGAUCCUAUUGGCCUCGUUGGACCCCUAAAACCAAUCAGGCUGAAGGUGGUGACACGUUCAAUCACCUCAGGAAAUGUGUCCAACUAGGAUGUACUCGGAGAGAGCUGUCUCUCAAGGCUGAACUAUCUAUCUAAAUGUAUAAUUUUUGUAACUGAAAAUGCUAGUUGAAAUUUACUACUAUAAAUGUUCAAUCUCUACCAAAAGUUUGUAAUCUCACCUGAAUCAAAACAGACAGAGUUUUGAGCAAGAACAUGACUGGAAUGUAUAUGUUUUUAUAUUUAACCGUUUUGAAUAUCAAAAAACUAAUGAAUAACCUUUUGGGGUCAUUUUUGAUCCAAAUAUGUUGCCCUCCAAAUGUGUUGAAGAUUAGAUGAAACUGAAGAAGAAAAAAAAAUCAAAAUGGAGGGAAAUUGCAGAUGUCAAAAAGAUCGGCAAUGAAUAUAUUCACAUGAAUGAAUAUACUUUGUGUUAUACCUAAAUUAUCAAAAUGAUUGUAUCAUAGUUACGUGUAUCAAAACAAAUAAAUGGAGAUUUCUUUUAGAUACCAUUAACUGGUGGCUAAUAAAAAAAACCUGCCUAUGAUAAAUAUUUCUUCUCUGUUUUAGUCCGAUCUUUAGAGAAGUAUGGUACAGUGGGUACAGAAAGUAUUCAGACCCCUUUAAAUUUUUCACUCUUUGUUUCAUUGCAGCCAUUGAAAAAGUUCAUUUUUGCAUGCACUGUGAGCUGUAAGGUCUUAUAUAGACAGGUGUGUGCCUUUCCUAAUCAAGUCCAAUCAGUUUAAUUAAACACAGCUGGACUCCAAUGAAGGAGUAGAACCAUCUCAAGGAGGAUCAGAAGAAAUGGACAGCAUGUGAGUUAAAUAUGAGUGUCACAGCAAA